This is a messenger RNA of Culex quinquefasciatus (southern house mosquito), 1192 nucleotides long. Its product is annotated as outer membrane lipoprotein Blc. The record is from RefSeq and is a predicted model, not a curated record. The transcript is spliced from 4 exons. NCBI's taxonomy places the organism in Eukaryota, Metazoa, Arthropoda, Insecta, Diptera, Culicidae. Bases 27 to 686 code for a protein of 219 amino acids. Gene Ontology annotation, molecular function: pigment binding.
UUAAAAAAAGUUGCACCGCGAACAAAAUGUACCACCUGGAAGUGCUUGGUGUGGUGGUGGUGAUGCUGGCCGGAAGCAGUUUUGCAUACAUUGUGAAGGAUGGCAACUGCUCGUUGGUAUCCGCCAACAUUCCAGUGCUGGACAACUUUAACCUCGAAAAGUAUCUCGGCAAAUGGUACGAGGUUGAGCGGUACGAGCAGGACUACGAGCGCAACCUGGAGUGCGUUACGGCUGAGUACACCCGGAAAGUGCAGGACGGCUCGAUUGAUGUAAAGAACAAGGGCUUCCUGGCCAAGAAGGACGCAUACGCUUCGUUCAGCGGUAUCGCCUAUAUCUCGGACCCGCUGCUCGAUCCCGUCGUAGCAAAACUGAACGUCAGCUAUGGAAUCUUGGCGAGCGGAAUCUCAAACUACUGGGUCGUGGACACGGACUACCGCAACUUUGCCGUCGUGUACUCCUGCACGCCGAUCGACGACUCCGAGUCCGUCAUCGAGGGCUACUGGCUGCUGUCGAGAACGCCCAAGCUGACCGAGGAGCUGCAAAUCACGGAGAAGCUGCGGUACCUGCUGGAGACGUACUUUGUGCCAUCGCACGUGCGGCCCACCAACCACAGUGAAGCUUUAUGCCGCAAGGAGCCCGAAAUACCACCGGUUCCCGCAUCGCUGGUGCUACCUCCGCUGCCCUGAAAUGUGCCAUUUGCAGCCAUAAACGGUGCGCGCUAGCGCGUGUGCAGCUAAUUGCAGUAUUAUCUUCAGCAGCUCAUUCUAGCGGUCUAUUUACCUACCAAGACUCAUCACUUUUACUUUCCUUCGGAUGAUAGUCGCCGCCGCCACACCGAUCAAUUCAAACAAAACUGACGACGAGUUCACUGAAUCGUCCGAGUUCGUGCUCUGCUGUCCUAAAUGCCAUUUUCAAAAUGGUUGAAAUGCAAGAUAUAGGUCGUUUGUUACGGUGAACUGCAACUGACAGUUGUGUCAACUGUCAGUUUUGAUUAAAUCAAAAAGGCAUCUUCGACAAACGUGCACGACUCCAACGAAAUGUGUAAAUGUGGCUCUGGUUGCGUGGCUGAUCUUGUUCCAUGCUCUCUGUCUCUUUUCCGAACUUCUGAACACAACCUCAUACUAUACUACUUUAGGCGAUAAGUUAAUGUUAUGUAAAUAAAUACAGCUGAUUAAAGUGUGGCACCUUCUCA